This is a messenger RNA of Anisakis simplex (herring worm), 2421 nucleotides long. Lineage: Eukaryota; Metazoa; Nematoda; Chromadorea; Rhabditida; Anisakidae. The record is from the annotation of a GenBank genome assembly.
AUGCUGAGUAGAAAACGGGAAUUAAGCGCACCUGAUUCGGAUGAAGCGAGAACCGCACCAAGACGUAAACGGCUAAGUCGGAAAGAAUGUGUCGAAGUGAUGUGUCGUAUUUGUGGUCUAGUAUCAAACGAACGGCGCUAUCCACCCGAAGAGUUAUGUGCGGUAGCAUUAGACGAGUAUCACGUCAAGCUGAAGAUGCCUUCAUCACUGAAGCCUACCUCAAGCAAUCCUUCAUCUUCUUGUCAACGGCCGAAUUCAGAUGAGUCAUCGGUCUACAAGCUGACCUAUGUAUUUGACGAGGAUGAUGGUCAACGAAGUGUUUUCGAUCGAUCAGCGCUUGAUCUCAUUCAAGAUUUGAUUCAUGGCAAAAACUCAUUGUUGUUCACAUACGGUAUCAGCGGGAGUGGAAAAACGUACACGAUGACUGGCAAUACAACGGAAGAGAGUAUGGGCAUAUUGCCUCGGGCAUUGGACUUACUGUUCAAUUCGUUAGUGAAUUUGGCUGAUAAGUGUGUUUUUUGUUCGAAUCGAAGGAACGGAUUCACUGUGUUGAAGGAACGAGAAGCCUCAUUGGCUCGUAGACUCUCAACUAUCCGACCGUCUGAUAGCGUGGAAUUCUUGAAUCGAUUCGUUGAAAGUAGACGGGUAAGUGGAGCGCAAAACGAAAUGAUCUAUGCGGUUUUUGUAUCGUACAUUGAAAUCUACAAUGAUGUGUGUUAUGAUUUGAAUAGUUUUUGUUUCAGGGUAUUGCCAUCCAAAGAGCUUCGAAUGGGACUAAAUAAUAGUGUAUUUGUUGACGGUGUUGUGGAGGUUGAAGUUCAGUCAAGUAGUGAAGCUUUAGAGCAAUAUUUCAGAGGUCAAGAAAAACGAAGUGUUGCGGAUACAUUGUUGAACAAGAGUAGCAGUCGAUCGCAUUCUGUAUUUAAUAUUCGUCUCGUCAUGGCACCAGCUGAACCGGGACAAUUCUAUCCAGUGGCAGAUUCAAAAAAGAUACAUACCAGUCAGCUAUCACUGGUUGAUUUAGCCGGUUCGGAGCGUACCAAACGAACGGGUAAUGUUGGUAAGCGGCUAGCAGAAACGUGCAAAAUCAACCAAAGUCUGCUUGUACUGAGGCAGUGCUUCGAGAAACUUCGAGCGAAUCAAAGUAGCACAAUUCCGCCAGGUCAAGUGCCAUAUCGUGAGUCAAAGUUAACGUAUCUCUUCAAAAAUUUCUUCGAAGGAUCCGGUAAAGUAAGAAUGAUCAUUUGUUUGAAUCCAAAACCCGACGACUACAAUGAGAAUUUGGGAGUGAUGAGUUUUGCGGAGCUUUCCAAAGAAGUUUUGCUGCCAGUCAAUGAACAGAAACUACCAACUGUGUCCAACAAGAGCGAUAAUAUUGACCGAAAUCAAUUCAUGCAUUGGAUGAGUGAAGUGGAAAGUGAUCACAGCACGAUAUCGCGAACAAGUUCUGAAUCAGUGCCUGAAAUGAAGCUAGAAUCGUCAGAUGAUAUGCGUGCCUUACAACGAUUGAAAAAUUAUUUCAUUGGGGUGGAACAAAAACGAAAGGAAAUCAUGAAACAAUUUGAUGAGAAAGAUCGAAGGUUCGACUUGAACCUGCGAAAAGCAUUGUAUAAAUUUGAUUGUGCAUCUGAUGAACUCGACAAAACAAAGCGUGAUUUAGAAGAAGCAAACAAACUGGUUAUAUCUUUAAACGCUCAGUUACGAAAAAUGCGUGAACAUCAAAACAUUCGAAUUGAUAUUAUCAGUGCUUGUAUCUUCCCGCAUCAUUCAACAUGUCGUGAUUUUUAUUUGCCGAAUGAUAAUGUGGAGCUGAAUCGCCAGUUAAGUCAACGAAAUAAGGAACUCACCGACGAGCGUGAAAGGCGCCGUUUCAUUGAAAUAGACUAUGCAAAACUUCUAAGCUCAAGAGAAAAUGCUCCUGUCAACCGGGCUUGCCGAACAGCAGACAGAUCAAAUGGUAGGCGUAACGUGAGUGGCUCUGCACAUAGGAUAGAUUCAUCUGGAGACAAGACACCGUUUUCUCGACGUCGUGCAACUCCAGCUUAUGAUGACUCGUCUUCCCUGUCUAGUAGUACCGAUGACAACAUUCCGAGAGUAUUGUCUGGUAGAACCUCGCGCAGCCCAAAACCCACGGAUCUGGAAACUCUCCAGAAAUCCUGGGGUUCUCCAGACAUGACCAAGAUUGCCACUUCGGGCAACAACAACGUGAAAGUGUUUCGUCGUCGUUCAAAGAGUGCACAUUUAAUGGGCACACUGAAUCGUCGUUCACGACCUGCACUUCCUCCACACCUGCAGCGUGCAGCGUUGCGUGCAAUGAAUUCUCAGCCAAAACCCCCUGUCACUAGCUACUAUGAUUGUAUUAAUCAAAUGCCACUUAUGCAUGAAAGUGCUUCUGAGAACAAUGACUUCUUGACUGAUUAA